UCAUACGGUUGUCACAUUCGUCAACUGACAUUCAAUCGUCGCUGGUGGGAGCGUUAAAAAGGCAUAAACCGUGAACUUGAAAAUUCUGUUUGCCGUUUACACUCGUCGAUACAGUCGACUGCAGACAGAGUAACUGUGAAAACGAGCAGAAUGACAACUAAAAUCGUUUGGUGGACGAUGGUUCUGUCAUUUAUAGGAUACUUGGCGCAUUCGGACUUCCAAGAAGAUAACGUGUGCUACGAGACAGUGAGUUAUCAGGAAUUACGCGAAGUUCCCUAUCAAGAGUUGUACACUGAAAGAUGCUGGUUUAUCUUCACUUGCGAGGGAUUGCGAACCAAUUACAUCACUGAGUUCUACACUACCUUCAGGAUUCAGGAGAUACCCUGUCCCAACGAUGAAACCAAGAAUGAAACGUCUCAACGAGAGUUGAGCAGUUACAAUUGCAGCUUGGCAGUUUGCGUAGACUCGCUGAUAUGCGACUGCGGUAACGCUCAUGGGGAAUGUCAGGGUCUCUGCAGUGACAACAAAGCGACAUCUGGAACUUGGAUCAUGUGCCCGUGGGGACAUAAGCACGUUGAAUCGAAUCAGAAAUGCGUUCCUCGGUGUACCGAUGAGUGUACAAAUGGAUGGUGCAAGCGCCCGUACAGAGACUGCACAUGCUUUGACGGCUACUGGAAAAACGGUUCCGAAUGUUUGCCAGUGUCCAUAGCCUGCGUUCACGGAGAACAAACAUCUGCCACUGAGUGCAGAUGCGACUAUGGAUGGGACGGUGAUUUCUGCGAUGAACCACUUCUAUGUGUAAUCGCCGAAUUCAACGGAAAAGAGGUUGCCAGUGGAACCAGUGUGAUCUCAGCACCACAUAGUGUCGUGACUACGAGUGAGGAUUCUGAAGAUGAGUGGAAAUUUCCAGCGUGCGAUCAAACGUGCCCUGUAGAACUCCGUAUAAAAGCUGUCAAUUCGUCCCAAUCUCUGACGGACAUCGUUUACCAUUUGAUUCCCAUCGACUUGCAAUGUAACGAGACGGAAGCUGAUGAGCUCAGCUUUUCAAACAGUACCAGCAACAAAGUGUUGGGAGUAUUGAUAGGAGCGUUAUUGAUUGACUUUAUCGUCGCCAUUUUGGUCAUCAUCGCAUGUAAAACGAGGAGAAGAAAAUACAAAAUCAAGGAUGCGUCGGUCCCAGAAACCAACGAUACUGGAAAGUUGCAAUUCGAGACACCGAAACCAAAAUUCUUCUCUUCCCUGUCCAAUGAAGUUACAAAAUCUAACACACACACUAGUCCCAACUACGAAUGAAUUGUCGGAAGAAUCCGACUAUCGCUUUUGACCAAAUCAUCGUGUCUACUCCCGGAACUUGUGAUUCAUCGACUUACGAGGAAGGUAUUCCAGGUCGAACUCUCCGAUUUCAUUUCACUUGUAAUACGUAAUACUAGACUGAAAACUAAGCGACAUGUAUAUUUUUUAUCUGCCAUUAAACAUUUUAAGGCGGUUAAACCACCGUCCAAAGUGAGGCAUGUCAAAGGGUGACUUGGCAGUUUCACCCACAAGAAUAUAAUAUUUUUUAAUCAAUCCAAUCGGAAAAGUUUUCUCAUAACG
Neodiprion fabricii is the source of this 1593-nucleotide messenger RNA. RefSeq lists its product as uncharacterized. NCBI's taxonomy places the organism in Eukaryota, Metazoa, Arthropoda, Insecta, Hymenoptera, Diprionidae. The transcript is spliced from 6 exons. The coding region runs from base 151 to 1293 and encodes 380 amino acids. The record is from RefSeq and is a predicted model, not a curated record.